UCUCUCUCCCAGGCUGAACCUUCGGGAGCUGGGCCCCUGGGCCUCCCACAUGCGCUGGCUGGUCUGGAUCAUGGCCUCUGUUGGCACUAUCUAUGUCUUCUUCUUCCAUGAGCGGUACAAACUUGUGGAGCUGCUGUGCUACGUCGUGAUGGGCUUUUUCCCCGCUCUGGUCAUACUUUCGAUGCCCAACACCGAGGGCAUCUGGGAGCUGAUGACCGGAGGGGUCUUCUACUGCUUGGGCAUGGUGUUCUUCAAGAGUGAUGGGAGGAUCCCCUUUGCUCACGCCAUCUGGCAUCUCUUUGUGGCAUUUGGUGCUGGUACCCACUACUAUGCCAUCUGGAGGUACCUCUACCUACCGAGCACCCUGCAGACCAAGGUGUCCAAGUGAGGUGGCUCAGCUUCCAUGGGUCAUUUGGGCUUUUGGAACAGACCAUCAUGGAAAGUGUUUCUGCGAACUUUAGCACAGAGCACAGUGCUGAGGCCUGUCUGCCCUUCCUAGGUAGCGUUUUUGAUGGGUUUGAGGUUACUUCUGGUGACAGCCAAACUGUCCCUCGAGUCUGCAGCAAAGAAGCUAGCAUUUAGUCAUUUUUGCAGAGGAGAAAUUAACCUUGUAAUGUGUUUCUAUUUUAGACAAGUGUUUCCUAAUACAAACAACGUUAACAUCUUCAAAAAAGGGAGCAGACACUGUCCUGGCAAAUGGGGGAAUGACGGGCCGAUACAUGCUUCUUCAGGCCUGGGGAAUCUGGCAAGAAGUCUGGUGGGUUGUUUAUACCUGAGUGGCCAGGCCCUCCUCUCUGCUACCAAAGUCCUGGCUGGGGAAUUAUCCCUUGUUCAGGGAAAGUCACCCAGCUUGUAGAUCAGGGAUGGUGAAUGUCCAUGACCAUGGCAGACAUCACCAAUCAAUGGCAGCAUAUGCGUAGUAUCAGAAUUCAGCACAGUACCCUGGGCAGCCACUACCAAACGAUUUGGCACUCGUGAUGGAACCUCUUUGCCUUUUCUGCCUGGUGUGCUCUGAAAUGGGAUCGUAGCCAGAGCAGCUAAAAGUCUCCAUGUGGGGAGCAUGCUUAUUUCCUGACACUAAUGCCUUCUACUCCCUGUCCUUUUUCCCUUUUGGGGAAGCUCCUGGAGUGGGUAGUUUGGAGGCAGUAGAGGGAGACUGAGGCACACACCCACGUAGCCUCUGAUAUCUGUUCCACCAUAGUUGGUUCUCAGUACAAAGGAGAAGCGAGCAAUUGGGGAUCGGGAUGCUGUUCCUUGGCCAUUUUUUCUCAUCCUAAAAAAUCCAGAGAAAUUAUGAAAGUCAUUCAUUCAUAGGAAGGGCAGGCAGAUCUCUGGAAACUUGCUUACUUGCUCCAUACUUGGCUUUUGUGGUGCCAACAUGCAGAUUCUCUCUUGGUGCCAGUCAGUGGCUCUAAGAGGGUGCUCAGAUGAGCCCCAGAAGGAAGGCCUCCACCUCACUUGGAUGCAGAUCUGGGCAGAGUGUCCAGGAUACCCUCAACCUCUGACGUGCCCAGUGGCCCAACCACAAGCCUUCCAGGAGCUUGUCCUUACAGCUCCCCUCAAGGCUGGGCCAGCCUGUCUGUUAAACAUUUGGAUAUUCACUGCAGAGGGGAGUGGCAUGCACAGCAGAGGGGAGUGGCAUGCACAGCUCUGGGAUCUGAACUGGAUUCGCAGAAUCUCUGGAUAAAGAGUCUCUCAAGUCAGAGGGUCCUAAUACUAUGACACCCAACCAGAGUGGGGUGGGCGAUGGUGGGCAGAGGCAGGAUGCCUUGUGCUCAGCUCUCCAUUCCAGGGUAUUCAGGGCUGCGGCAUCUGCAUCCCAUGUGUGCGAGCCAGUAUUAAAUCACCUCGACACAUUCCUCAGAUGGAUGGCUUCUGAGCCGGGAGAUGCUUUGGGGGUAGGUUUUAUCCUGCCUGUGUGUGUGUGUGUGUGUGUGUGUGUGUGUUUGUGUGUCUGUGCAGGCGCUCUCUACUCUGGGAAGCUGUCUUCAGUAAGCCUGCCUGUGGAGCUCACCUGGUAUUUCCCACCAGCUGGGGUCAGGGUCGGAGGUCAGAGGGGGAGGGAAAGCUUUGAAGGGGAGGGCAGACUGCAGAGAGGCUCACUCCUGAUUGGGGGCAGGGACGCUGAGACUCGACCUCUCCCUAGACCUGAGGCUGGGGGAGGGGGUCACAUGGGUUCUGGCAUGCUGUUUAGGAAAUCUCCCAAAGCAUGGCACCAUGCUGGUCUGAAAUAAAAAUCCUGUCAUCACGUUGCAUGUUUCUUUUUCCGGGGCCAGUGACUUGGGGCUCCUUUAGUGGCCCCAUAGCCUUGCUGAGCUCCUUAGUCUGGUACCUGCAUCUCCUUGUGUCUCUCCUCCCACGCGUUUGAUCUUGCAUUUCCCCAAGACAUCCCCCCCCUUCAUGCCCCUGUACAUUUUGGGGUGCUGGUCCCCCUGCUGGGAACUCUGUUCACCCCCCAUCCACCCAGCUCACUCCUACUCAUCCUUCAGAGCUGAGCCUUCUCCACUCCGUCAGCACCCACACCAGGCCUGCUGGGGAAGAAUCCCAGGAAAGCACUGGGGAGCGGGGUGCAGAGAUGGGGGUUGCAAAUGGGUCUGGAUCUGAAUUUCUAAAGCCACCUUGGGUGUGGAUGGGAGCCUCACGCUGUGGGGUAAUUUAGACAGUACUGAGAGCUGUCGCAGUCCUGGGUUUUCUGCUCCCCAACUUCCUUUUCUAUAUCAGUCUGCAGAAGCUGUGGAGCAUUUACCUCCAGCUCUGGCUGAGGAAGUUGGGGUGGGGGAUGGCUCAGGCUGCUACCAGUGCCCACACUGGCUUCAGGCACUGCAGGUGCUAAAAGGGGGCCGUUGGACCUCAAAGGGCUGGGAGAUGGGCACUUAUCAGAUUUUCCACCAUGUGCUGUGUAACCAGAUGCUGAAACGCAGGCUCUGGGAACAGCAUCCGUGGGAUGUGGAAAGAGCCAGUGGAAGUCCCGGCAGCAGGUGCCAAGGGAAGGAGCAGGAAGCUGGAGGAGGUGGAGGCUUACCUGUGUGGAGCGCCUCCUGGUGCCAGUCUCUUUUCGUGCUAGUGGUUUUAUAGAUGCUCUCUCUACUGAUUGAUACAGACUCCCCCAUGGGGUAAGGAUUAUUAGCUGAUCUUACAAAGCAGGAAGCCAAAGCACAGAGACGUUUGGUGACUUUCUCAAGGGUGCCCAGCUUCUAACUGGCAGAGCAAAGCUUUGAAGCCAGGACCAUCUGAUGCCCAAGCAUCCUACUGUUGGUCAGACCAUGCUGUUUCCGAGGAAGGCUACUCCCUCCAAGUCUUUCCCCUGGAGAGGAAAGCUGAGCUAAAAAAGGAAACUUAAAUAAUAACUUUAAAAAAAACCCCUGUUGUGUAGCAUUUGCCAGUUUCCAUGGUGUAAAUACUCCCACCAUGGCCAAGUUCACGUUACUGAUGUGGUGUCACUGCAGAUGGCGAGUGAUGAGCUGGACAAGCUAGCCUGGCAGGGUGCUACCCCACUGCCCCUCACCUGUGCCCUCACAAAGCCUGGAGUGUGGAAUCGGUGAGAACAAAUCCAGCCCUGGAGGGUCCCUGUGCAGGCCCAGGUCUGUCACCGAGAUGCUUGGCAACUUCAUUUUCAGAGUAUGGAUUUUGGAGCCAGUGGGACCUGACCCAAAUCCAGCUCUACAAGGACCAACAAGCAAGAUCCUUGGGCAAGUCCCUCAUCCUCUUUGUGCCUCAGUUUCCUCAUUUGUAAAAUGGAGACUGUGAUAAAAAAAAUGCUACAUACGAAGUUUUGGGGUAUCUAUUGCUUGCUAUCACAAAAAACAUCUAUUUUACUGAUUUGGAGAUGAAGCCUCAGAGAGGUUGAGUAACGUGUCCAAGGGCACACAGCUUGUAAAUGUCUCUCACAUAUGCUGUCUCCCCCACUCCACUGUCUGCACUUCAGGGUUCCCUGCCCCUGGAGACGAGCAGUUGAGAGGAUGGUGGGCUCUACGUUUCUGCUUCAGCCCAUUCAUGUGCUCUGAAGGGUAGUAACAUAGGUGUGAGGUUUUGUUCAACAGCUGGUGUUCAGACCAGUGUUGGACAGGGCCAUCCCCAUGGGACAGAGGUUCCCACCCAGGCUUUCAAAGGACGACCGUUUGGGAGAACGUGUUGCCAUGUGGCUCCUAGUGGAAGGGUGGCCGGGAGGAGGGGUGCUGCUUCCAUCCCGUGUUGAUUCCAAGUACGUUCUCUGGUCCGAUGCUAAUGCUCACUGCGGGAGUCGGGAUGCUCCUCCUGUGCACAGCUGGCCAGUAGCAGUCCACGUAUCUCAGUCCCAUCGGCCUCUCUAGGUGUCUUACUUGAGGUCUGAUGUGCAGUGUUGGAGAGCUGGAGCAGCCCUGACCUUCAGACUGAGUUGGAAGGGGUGGGAGAGCAAACUUGAGAGCUCCUUUAUAUAAAGCAGCAAAUGGGGGAUGAGAGCAGGUGAGUGACAUGCCCAGGGGUGUGGAGCUGGGAGAGCGGAUGUCCAGUCCAGUGCUCUUUCCCCCUCUCACCUCCUUUUUGUCCUCCCAGGGGACUACUGUCCUUUUCCCAUGUCUAAUGCAGUGGCCAAGUCCUGCCCACUCCAGUGACAGGAUAUGCACCCUGCUGCCUGCUCUUGCAGCCUGGAGGCAUAGGUGGCACAGCUCUUUGAAGAGCCCACUUACACGUCUUCCUGCCAGGGAGGGAGGAGAGGCCCACCCUCCUUGGGACCUCGUCUUCCAUGUGUGGACGUGGGUACACUUGAGCACACAGCUGCCAGAACAUGUGGCUCUUUUGUUCCAAUUUCCAUAUGUCCAAGCUUGAUUGGCACAGAAGCAGGAGGCUUUGGGGCAUCUUGGAAAAGGCUCAUGGUAGGAGCCAGGAGAUGUGGGUUCUGCUUUUCUCUUCUGCAUUUGCCAUGUGACUUUGGGUGGAUGACUGUCCUCUCUGUGCUCUCAUCUGAUCAGCUAUAAAAUGAACCGGGGGCCCUCCUUAGCUGAUUGUAAGCUGCCUGUCCAUCUCCAAGCUGUGCACACCACGGAUGAGCACAAAGCCCGAGCUGGUGGGCAUGGCAGACCCCUCCCUAGCUCGAGGAGUGGUCCCUGGACCCAGAGAAUUGUGGACCCAGCUCCUCUCAGGAGCGAUGCUGAGACCCUCUUUCAUGCACAGACACCUCUGGUAGACACAGCAUAGAGAAAAUAACAAUAAAUCCCAGAUAGGCAGAGAAACAGCAGACAUCCUCUAGUGGUGUUCUGUCUAAUGUAGUAGCUGUUAGCUGCAAAUGGCUAUUUAAAUGAAGUCUAUCAAAAUUAAAUCAAAGUUAAAAUUCAUUCUCACAUUCACCCUACCCACAUUUUAAGUGCUUAAUAGCCGUGUGUAGCUAGUGACUACCAUAUUAGACAGCACGAAUAUAGACCAUUUCCAUCAUUGUAGAAUGUUCUAUUGGACAGCACCAGUAGGUCAGUGACUCUCAAACUUUUUGAUUUCAGGACCCUUUUAUACUCUUAAAAAUAUUGAGGACACCAAAGAACUUUUGUGUAGGUGGGCUAAUAUCUAUUAACAUUCAUUAUACUGGAAAUUAACAAUGAGAAUAUUUUAAAAUAGCUAUUAAUUCAUUUAAAGAUAACAAACCCCACUAUGUGCUAACACACUAAACAUAUUUUUCUAUUAAAAAUGACUAUAUUUUCCAAACAAAAUAAAUGUAGGGGAAGAGUGGCAUUGUUUUACAUGUUUGCAAAUCUCUUGAAUGUCUGCCUUAACAGAAGCCAAUCAGACCCUCCUAUCUGCGUUAGUAUUCAGUCUGUUGCAACAUCACAUGCCAGGAAGCCUCUGGAAAACUUUGCUGGACACAUGUGAAAGAAUGAGAGGGAAAAAGACAAAUAACUUCACAGUAUAUUAGGAAAAUAGUUAGGCUUUGUGAACCCCCUGAAAGGGUGCUGGGGGUCCCCAGGGCACCUGGACCAAACACUGUUGAGAGCUACUGAUCUGGAGUUUCCCCUUCAUUUCACAUCUGCUAAUGCUCCAUCAGGGGCAACUUUCGUAGACCAAGACUAUCCCCAUUUUAGCCAUUUAGACAGACCUGGAGACACGGGCAGGACGGGGCAGGAUGCGUAUGAGCAGUGGAAUGGGAGACUCUCUGGAUGUUCGAGGCCAGUUACUAUGAGCACAGUAUCCAGAACUUAGUAGGUUCUCAGUACUAAUUUGGUCUUGGCCAUGUGUGGUCUCUCCUCCUCUUCUGAGACUGGGAAGGCUUGCCUAGGAAGCCUUGGGAAAGCAUUGGCCCCUGUGCAUCCAGGGUUGGAAGAAGGCAAAUUCACAAUGGUGAUCUGCAUGGUCACUUCCCUGGCCUCUGCUCGUGGUGACAUUGAACAUCAGAAGACGAAUUGGAACGCUAAUCGGAGGCUCCUGGCUUAGUUUUCCCAGCUCAAGUUUGCAGUGAGCUCUGACUGUCCUUGGUGGGUCUGUAGUACGGAAACUCGGUGGCCAGCUGCGUGCCAGCCCUGGGAUUACUGGAUGAAUACGGCAGGGUCUGGGGUGAAAGGACGAGGUAAUGAAAUGGUUCUGUGCAGUGUAAGUGUCAAGGUGGCCUCUGAGGACAGACCCUGAGACUCAUCGAGGCUCCUCUCUAGGUUGAGGGAGUGUCUGUCAAGUGACUGAGAAGGGGGUUGGUUUUCUUAACCGUAAGGAUUUUUUUCAUUAAAAUAAUAUAUGCUUAUUAUAGAAAUUCCAUAAAGUACAAGAAAGGUGGAAAAUAUUACCUAGUGUCUCCCUAUCCCACAAAAUCACUCUAAACCUUUUAGUGGUUUUCUUUUUGUGUUUCUUCCAGAUCCAUGAGGAGUGUUUUACUUUAGCAUUUUCUUCUCUUGCUGUAUACACUUUUAUAUCCUACUUUUAAAGUAUUUUUCCAUAUUAUUUCAAGCAC
Molecule: messenger RNA, 6904 nt
Organism: Galeopterus variegatus (Sunda flying lemur)
Lineage: Eukaryota; Metazoa; Chordata; Mammalia; Dermoptera; Cynocephalidae
Product: monocyte to macrophage differentiation factor 2
Exons: 3
Coding region: 50-388 (112 amino acids)
Cellular component (GO): membrane
Source: RefSeq, a predicted model, not a curated record